Messenger RNA from Dracunculus medinensis (Guinea worm), 594 nucleotides. The record is from the annotation of a GenBank genome assembly. Lineage: Eukaryota; Metazoa; Nematoda; Chromadorea; Rhabditida; Dracunculidae.
AUGCGUACAGUUGUUGCAUUUAUAUUGUUAUCAAUUUGUUUAAUUCAAAAAAAUUUCGCUGCGGAUACGGUGAAGGUUACAAAUAAAGUUUAUUUCGAUAUAACGAUUGGUGGCUGGAAGGAUAGUAAUUGGACUUUUUGGUACUGUUGUACCGAAAACUUUCGAGCUCUUGCGACUGGUGAAAAAGGCUACGGCUAUAAAGGAUCGAAAUUUCAUCGUGUGAUUAAGGAUUUCAUGGUUCAAGGGGGAGAUUUUACGAAAGGAGAUGGAACAGGUGGUAAAAGCAUUUACGGUGAACGUUUCGCUGAUGAAAAUUUUGAACUUUCACAUUACGGUGCUGGUUGGGUUAGUAUGGCGAAUGCUGGUCCUAAUACAAAUGAAUCGCAGUUUUUCAUUACUACGGGGAAAGCAAGCUGGUUGGAUGGACGGCACGUGGUAUUUGGGAAGGUUCUUGAAGGUAUGGACGUCGUCCGAAAAAUAGAAUCGACUAAAACUAAAACUAGCGAUAGGCCCAUUGAUGACGUUGUAAUAGCGGAUUGUGGUGAAAUUAAAAUAUCUGCUCCAUUCGAAGUACCAAAGAAAGCCGCAGAAUGA